AUGAUUUAUCUUGUAUAUCUCUCAGAAUCAAUUCAAUUAUUCAUUAAGAAAGGACAGACUUGGGAGAAAAAAGCUGAACAUGGCAAUGUUGAUGAAGAAUAUAUAAAGUUUAAAAUGAAUAUUAACAAAGGUGAUUCAUACGAGUUCCUUAUGGUUUGCAAUUCUAGUCUUCAAGAUCUCAUUCCAAGAGUAUACUCUGUAGACGUUCGAUCCGAUGGAAUGGAAGAAAAGAUUACCUUCACUGAUUUCCUUAACGGAGAAUAUAAAGGCGAAACCCCAAUGAAAUUCAGAUGGUGUGGUUACAACAUUUUCCCUUUCAAUAUUACCAAUAGAAAUUCAAUGAUGGGAGGUGACUACGUUUUACAUAUGAAAAGAGAGGAUAUUUUUGUUGUAGUUUUAAUACAAUUCACAUUGUCUAUCAAAAUAUACACUAUUGAUAACUCAGGAAAAUGGAAUCUCAGAGCAUCAACUCCCAAACAUGACGAUCCCUAUUUAAUAUAUAAAAUAGAAUUCGGUCGUGGCGACUUUCUCCGGUUCGCUGUUGUGAAUAAUGAAAGCUAUCAAGAUUACCAUCCAAAGAUCUACUCAGUUGAUAUAAGAUCUGAAGAUUCAGAAGAGAAAUUCGAAUAUAUCGAUGAAGAUGGUAAUACUUAUUCCGGAGAGACCCCAAAGAAAUUCACUUGGUGUGGAUACAAUUUAUUUGGAUUCAACGUUACAAAUAAAAAUAAAAUUCUUGGUGGUGACUAUGUUCUUCAUUUGAAACGAGAAGCAAAAUGUAUUCCCAAAUAUAAAUAUUAA
Messenger RNA from Heterostelium album PN500, 798 nucleotides. RefSeq lists its product as uncharacterized. NCBI's taxonomy places the organism in Eukaryota, Evosea, Eumycetozoa, Acytosteliales, Acytosteliaceae. The coding region runs from base 1 to 798 and encodes 265 amino acids. The transcript is spliced from 3 exons. The record is from RefSeq and is a predicted model, not a curated record.